GACUAAUCUCACAUCACAUGACACCCACCGCUGCCUGAAUCUCUACCCGUGACUUCGCGCCACUCUCGUAUUCCCUCUAAAUUCCCCUCUUUUCUCCCCUUCCACUUCUUUCCUCAAUUCUACCUGGAACAUAUCUCGAGCUUAAACGCAGUGAUGGGUGGCUGGGACGUCAAUUGUGCGAUUUGUGGAGCCGGGUUUAGUGUUUAUGAUUCUUUCGCGGAAGACGGUGGCGAGGAGGACGGGUAUGACAGGGAAUUGUUGGGUGGGGGAGAUCUAGAAUGGCUUGAAAAGGCGAGAGUUAUUGGGUUUAAUCCCGAGGCCUUUAGCGUGCGGAAGUGCUUCAUCACAGGGAAAGGUAAUGCUCAUGACUAUGGACGAAUUGAAUGCUCGCUUGGAGAUGAUCAUAAUGUCCCCCAACCGUCUCCGACCCAUCAUGGAAAAGUCGGUCUAACUGUUUACUCAAACUACGACCCUAACGAACCCCUCGCAGUUCCAUUCCAUGAAGACUGUUUUGUUCUCCUGUCUAAAGCUAUCUACUACUCACUGCAUGGUAAUAUUCCCCCCAAUCUUGGCAAAGGAGAAAAGAUCACAGGAGAAGGCGAUGAAGUGUUGGGCUUCGUGAGCAAAGAUGUGUUGUAUGCUGCGAUGAAGAAGUUGUAUGUUACGGAUUCGUACGACCAUUGUCUGUCGGAAGUGGAUUAUGCGGAACUAAAUGUGACCACCCGAGAGCAGUAUUGGGGGUGUAUAAGGGGUGAAGAAGCCUGGGUAUCCAACCCUCUCACCAGUGAGCAACUAACAUACUUCUUCUCUCACACUGCUCAAACACUCGGCUUAAACUCAUCACCUCCUACGACACGUUCUAGCACCACGACCUGCAACCCAAUUCCUCACAACCCCUUCAGCAAUCUUCCCAAAGAGCUGAUCUCAGAAAUCCUCCUCUAUCUCCCCCUCUCCUCACUUAAAUCCUUUGCUCUCUCAGGCCUAAUUCCCUUCCGGCUAGAACACAACUUAGCAUUCUGGCGCCGGAAGACAAAUCUCGAUUUUGCGUUCCUGUAUGACCUCCCAAAUUUGGAAGGAGAGAGAAAUUGGCUGGCUGUUUAUCAGGAGCUGCAUCGACAGUGCCAUACCACUACGCCCGAGAAAUACACUGAUGACGAAGGAGAAGAACGCAUUGUCCGAGAGCGAGAUCAAAGCUUGGUAUUGGGGUUGGCGAAUCGGAGACGAGUAUGGGGGAUUUGUGAACAGAUUGUGUCGGUUUAUCUGGAGUGUUUGAAAAGUCUUAUGGACGAUGAUGGGGAUGAGGAGAAGGUGGAUGUGGAGGUUGUGGAGAAGAGUUUGAGUUUACAGCUGCCGAUUGUUGGGAAUCCGCUGAGUAGUGAUGGCAAGUCGAUUUCGACUUUUUUCAUCUCUUCUUGGGCUGAAUUGUCGAAGGAGUUGGUGUUGGCGUUCUUCUUUGAGGGGCGCAGUAAAGAAGCAAGGUUACGUGGCGUAGAGGCCCAAGGAAAAAGAUUGUUUGGGGAAUUAGGUGGGAGAAUAGCGGAGGUCGCUGUUGAGGAUGGAGCACGGAUUGAUGGAUUGGUAUUAAGUAUCGUUGGAGGGUCGGAGAAUGCUCUCAAAGAUGCAACUAUGGGUAUUGCGGGCAUUGAACUAAUGCUAGACAACGGAACGAGCCUUAAAGUGGGUGAGCAGACAGGAGACAAGAGACUUCUGAAAGUCAACGGUGGAAUGGUCGCUACAGGUCUUAUUGGAGAACUUGGGAAUGGUAUCAUUACACGUCUGGGUCUUCUCCAAGCUCCCGAUCCCAGAUCUACCAGCUUCAUUCCGCCCUCAAAAGCCGUCUCCCCAACCCUGAAACCACUCUGGCAUACCUCCCUUCCCCCACAACAUAUCCACGCAUCUCCUUACCAGACAGGCUACUGGACACCUUCACGCUCAUAUGACACAACCCCAAUGUCAUUCAUACUCUUUUCUCCAGACGGCACAUACGACCAACUAUCAAGCUUGAGAGGCAUUGAAAGCGAUCCAAACAUGAGGUGCUGGGGUGUCUCGUAUAACAUUGAAGAAGGGAAGAGGACAGGACCACGAGAUAAAAUGGACGAAGUAAAGAUGUUCAAAGUCGACGGAGAGGAAGGCGAAAGAGUUGUCAAAGUUGAGGUUGGGAUGAAUAGUCUGGUUCAAGGGAUCAAGGUAUUAUUUCUCACUCCCUCUCAUUCUCAACUAAACCUCUCGUCUUUCUCAAAAUGAAGUACCAGGCGACAUUGACAUCUAACAUCUUACAGAUCACAACAAACAAGAACCUCUUCGCAUUCUUCGGCCAUACGCAAAAGAACUAUCACACCAUCUUCCAAGAAACGGACACUGCUUUCAUCGCAGGAAUGUACAUCAGUUGGGGGUAUGGCGAUGAUAAACGACUGUGCUCCACAAUCUCAAUC
Messenger RNA from Mollisia scopiformis, 2432 nucleotides. RefSeq lists its product as uncharacterized. Gene Ontology annotation, molecular function: protein binding. The transcript is spliced from 8 exons. The record is from RefSeq and is a predicted model, not a curated record. Lineage: Eukaryota; Fungi; Ascomycota; Leotiomycetes; Helotiales; Mollisiaceae. The coding region runs from base 154 to 2244 and encodes 696 amino acids.